This is a messenger RNA of Aureobasidium uvarum, 663 nucleotides long. The record is from the annotation of a GenBank genome assembly. Lineage: Eukaryota; Fungi; Ascomycota; Dothideomycetes; Dothideales; Saccotheciaceae.
AUGCCACCCUCGCCACCCAGGAACAAGAGCCGCUCGCGCUCACCACUACGAAAGCCAAGAUCAUCAGGAGGAUUCCGCUGGAAAGACAAGGGCUCGCGCGCAAACGACAGCUUCAGCCGCGACUUUGAUGACCGCAAUCGCGAUGAAGCGCCUCGCCGCUCUCCUCCACCACCCCGCCGCAGCGACAACGAUCGCGACAGAUUCCGUGAUCGAUCACCUAGACGUGAUGGCAACAGGGAUAGCUACCGCCCUAGAUCGCCGAGACGGGAUGACCGUGAUCGAUACAGAGAUGGAGGUGACAGAAGACGCUCGCCCAGACGUGAUGGAGGCAGGGACGAGAGAAAAGAGAAGAGAAAGGAGGAUAAACCCAAGGGAGACAAAGAGAAGGAGAAGAAGCCGAAACCUGUUGCUGCUCCAAGCCGUGCUGAGCCUAUGAUUAUUGUCAAUGUCAAUGAUCGUCUGGGAACCAAGGCUGCUAUUCCUUGCCUAGGUAGUGACCCCAANGCGUUCAAGGCCAUGGUUGCUGCACGUAUUGGUCGUCAGCCUCAUGAGAUCAUGUUAAAGAGACAGGGUGAACGACCUUUCAAGGACCAUCUCACACUGGACGAUUACGGUGUCAGCAACGGUGUACAACUGGACCUCGAGCUCGACACUGGCGAUUGA